AUGAGUCGUUUGCAAGGAUCUUCUACACUUAAACGGAAGCGACAAGACUUGGCUUCAGUGUCCGAGUCUUUGACCGAUGGUGAACGUGUAUUGUAUAAUCUCAUACAUAACAAGAAAGACAUGGGAAUCUGGACAGGAGAUAUGAAACGAGAAACAAACCUGCCUGACAGCAUAGUAAAAAAAUCUCUCAAGUUGCUUCAGUCCAAGAAUCUGAUAAAGGAGGUUGUUAACAUUCAAAACAAAGGGAGAAAGCACUACAUGGCAGCAGAGUUUGAACCUUCUAAGGAAAUCACCGGUGGUGAUUGGUACACUCAAGGGAGCCUUGAUACUGAAUUCAUAAACCUUGUAAAGGACGUGUGCUUGAAAUACAUUUUCAGGCAGAAAGUUGCCACACGUGAUGGGGUUUUGGAAUGGAGCAGAAAGAGCGGUGUCUUCACUGUUGAAGUCACAACACAGCAAAUAGAUGAGAUUUUGCGUGCUUUGGUUUUGGAUGAUGAGAUUCUAGAGGUGAAGAGCACUGGAUUUGGGGACUUUUCAUCUGUUCCUGUAGGCAGAAUUUGUUACAGAUGCAAAAGCAAAAGUGGCAAUAGAGGGGAACAGAAGCCUGGUGCCAUGGCCUCCAUUCCAUGUGGAGUUUGUCCACGAAUAAACUCUUGUACACCAGAUGGCAUUAUAUCCCCAAGAACUUGUGUCUAUUUUCAGAAAUGGUUGGACUUCUAAAGGAUUCAAAAACCAAUUCAUAGGUUAGAUAUGACCCUCCAAGUUUUCAGUCUCAUCUUGCAGCUGUUGUGUUUGAUUGUAAAAUUUUGUAUCAAAUUAAAGCUCCUGUAUUAAAAUUGAAGCCAUCAGUGUGAGUUAAAAAAUUCUGCAUUAGGAAUGCAUUGGUUAGUAAUCCUGGUUGGUGGUCAUCCUCAUUAGAAUAACCUGUCUUUACUAGCUAUUCAUUCUGUUCAUCAAAUAGAUUAAAGAUGUAUGCUGUACCAGUAGUUUUUGUUGCUUUAGAGUCUGCUGUAGUACUUGUACAUAAUCUUUUGUUGAACUUGUUCCGGUUGCCAUGAGAGGCAUAAUGUUACUGCUUAUUCUUUGUAGUACCUUGGUUCCGAUCAUCAGGGUUAUAAUGUGAGAUAUACUUUAUGCUUACAUAUUGUUGCCCGAGUAAUCUCUCUUGAUAAAUAACAGUGAAUCACACUCUGUAAGGCUUCUUAAUUGCAGGCUUUGUUAACAAAAAUAGACAAAAGACAAGCAAGCAGGGAUAGGUAUAAUGUCUCCGUUGAAGCAAGAGGACAUUACAAGUAGUAAAGAUACAAGCAGGGAUAGGCUUUUACAGAACUUUCAGGACCAAAAUUUAAAAAUUGAAAUUGCUAGUUACAUGUUUUUAUUGGGGGGUUUAACAUUAGCUACAUGCUUAGAAGCAAUAUUUAUCUAACACUGUAUUUUAGGCAUGUUAGUUACGCCGAGAAAAGGGUGUGUUCGUUUUGUCCACUAUAAAUAUUUUAUUCAUCUUUCUGUUAAAAAAAAUUUCGACAAGGAUCCAUUUUUUUCAUUAACAGCUGUUGUAGAAGAAAACAUAUAUUAUGUUUGUUGUUUACCUGUUAAAGAGUUCCUUUUUCCCAAGUCUAAUUUCAAGUUCAAAUUUUGUGAAUAGGAAAAGCAAACUUAAGUUUUCCAACCACUGAGUGGGUUCUCCCUGCUUGACCGAAAUAGUCAGGACCCAAAAAAAUGUAAAGAAUAAUUAUAAUCCAUUGUUAAACCACUAAUUAAAAAUGAAGUUUAUAUACUAGUAGUUAAUUGACAUACCUUAAGAUACAGUCCUUUCCCUUCUCUUUUCUUUUUUAAAUACCUUUGGAUAUUGAACAGUUUGGUGCUUUCUAUUUUUAGCUAGAUGGAUCCAUUCCAAUCGUUCUUAGGCUUCUACCUAGUAGUGUUUCUAACAGACAAUUUCACAAGCAAAUAGAAACAAAAGUACCUGGUCUUCAGCCCAAAAGCCUCUCAGAUAAAUGGUGCAUGUCAUUACAUGUGUCACCCAGAUGAUUAAUUGAGCCACUAUAUAUAUAUAUGCCCCCCACAAUCAUGAAUUACAUUUCAUAUUAAGUACUACUUGUCAAAUAACCUGUUUUUUCAAGACCAAAACAGGGGAACCAAAAAUGAAUCAAUCCCAAUCCCAGAAUAUGAGCCAUCAAGCUGGCCAAGCCGCGGGACAAGCUCAGG
Molecule: messenger RNA, 2208 nt
Organism: Cajanus cajan (pigeon pea)
Lineage: Eukaryota; Viridiplantae; Streptophyta; Magnoliopsida; Fabales; Fabaceae
Source: RefSeq, a predicted model, not a curated record